CGUUGAACAAGGCAAUAUUUGGAGUUGGUCCAAAUGUAAGUACACCAGAUAUAUUUGGUAUAUCAUUGGAUAAGAAUUACUUUGGUGGAAUAUCAUUGGGAUACCUUGAUCCACUAUUCUCUCAUCAAGUUAACAACUAUACAUCAAUGCUCAAAACCGAUGGUGUAUAUUCUUUUAAGAUUAAUGGAAUGGUAAGUCAAUACAAUCCAUCAUCAUAUUUCCAACAUUACAAGUCUUUUCAACAAAGUAAGUUUAGAUCAAGCCAUGUCAUUUCAUGUUAUCCACAAGCUGAUCACCUCCAAACAUAG
Molecule: messenger RNA, 308 nt
Organism: Acytostelium subglobosum LB1
Lineage: Eukaryota; Evosea; Eumycetozoa; Acytosteliales; Acytosteliaceae
Exons: 3
Source: RefSeq, a predicted model, not a curated record